AUGGCCCCGUUUCUCGAUAGAGUCGGGGUGCCCACCGCCGCCAUCUGUGUUUUAUCCAGCCUCGCUUCACUAGGACACGCCGGAGCCAUCGCCGACGCAGACAGUGAGCAGUUGUCGGCCCGAGACUCAGCUGCGCUUGACUAUUAUGUGCCGCCGUAUUAUCCUGCGCCGUAUGGCGGAUGGGUGGCCGAUUGGCAGGACAGCUAUGCCAAAGCCAAAGCUCUUGUCGACUCGAUGACUCUGGCAGAAAAGACAAAUAUCACUGCAGGAACUGGAAUAUACAUGGGAUGUGCCGGAAACACAGGCUCAGCACUUCGAGUCGGAUUUCCCCAGUUGUGCCUCAAUGACAGUCCCGCGGGUGUGCGACAUGCCGACAAUGUCACAGCUUUCCCGGACGGCAUCACGGUCGGUGCAACCUUUGACAAGUCUCUAAUGUACCAACGCGGCGUGGCCAUUGGAAAGGAGAACCGUGGCAAGGGAGUCAACGUCUGGCUGGGACCAGUGGUUGGGCCAAUUGGCCGCAAGCCAAAGGGCGGCCGCAACUGGGAGGGCUUUGGAGCCGAUCCUGUGCUUCAAGCUGUUGGCGCAAGAGAGACGAUCAAGGGCGUUCAGGAGCAGGGAGUGAUUGCAACGAUCAAGCACUUUAUCGGCAAUGAGCAGGAGAUGUACCGCAUGUACAAUCCUUUUCAAUAUGCCUACAGCUCGAAUAUUGAUGACAGAACAAUGCAUGAACUCUAUGCCUGGCCAUUCGCCGAAAGCAUUCGAGCAGGCGUUGGCUCCGUCAUGAUGGCAUACAAUGCUGUAAACAAUACCGCAUGCACCCAGCACCCGUAUCUCAUCAAUAAUCUCCUCAAAGACGAGAUGGGCUUCCAGGGCUUCACACAGACUGAUUGGCUCGCGCACAUGUCCGGCGUCGCCUCCGCCAUUGCUGGUCUUGAUAUGGACAUGCCUGGUGACACUCAGAUCCCGCUAUUUGGAAACUCUUACUGGAUGUACGAGCUUACUCGGUCUGCUCUCAACGGCUCGGUGCCCAUGGAUCGACUCAAUGACGCGGCCACACGCAUUGUUGCGGCGUGGUACCAAAUGGGCCAGGAUCAGGGCUACCCGGCGACCAACUUUGACACAAAUUCCGGCGCUGCAGUCAAUCCUCUGUAUCCUGCCGCGUGGCCAAACUCGCCGUCCGGAGUUACAAAUGAAUUUGUCCAAGUCCAAGCUGAUCACGACGUGAUUGCUCGGCAAAUCUCUCAGGAUGCCAUCACCAUGUUGAAGAAUGAUGGCAACAUUCUUCCUUUGUCGCCAUCACAGCAUCUCAAAGUCUUUGGCACCGACGCUCAGAAGAACUCUGCUGGUCCUAACGCUUGUACAGAUCGCAAUUGCAAUACAGGCACUCUUGGCCAGGGCUGGGGUUCCGGCACUGUCGAUUACCCCUAUCUGGACGAUCCGAUCACAGCCAUCACGGCGGAGGCGAGCAACGUCACAUUCUACAACACCGAUAGCUUUCCCUCGGUUGGCCAAGUCGCAGCUAGCGACGUUGCUAUUGUAUUCAUCACAUCAGAUGCCGGCGAGAACACUUAUACCGUUGAAGGCAAUCAUGGUGACCGUGAUGCGUCUGGCUUAUACGCCUGGCACAAUGGUGAUACGCUCGUCCAAAGCGCUGCCAGCAAGUUUAGCAACGUCGUUGUUGUCAUUCACACCGUUGGACCUCUGGUUCUUGAGAACUGGAUUGAUCUCCCAUCCGUCAAAGCCGUCCUCGUUGCUCAUCUUCCCGGCCAGGAAGCUGGAACGUCGCUGACGAACGUCCUCUUUGGCCAUGCCUCACCUUGUGGACAUUUGCCGUAUACCAUCACCAAGGCCGAGAGCGACAUGCCAAGUAGCGUCACCACGCUAAUCAAUUCGGAGUUUCUUAAUCAGCCUCAAGAUCCUUACACUGAGGGCUUGUAUAUUGACUACCGCUGGGUCAACAAGAACAACACCAAGCCUCGAUACGCUUUUGGCCAUGGUUUGAGCUAUACAAACUUCACUUACACAGCUGCAUCAAUUAACAAAGUCACUCAGCUAAGCUCAUAUCCUCCUACUCGCCCUGCCAAGAGCGGCAUUCUCAACUUUUCACAAGCCAUCCCCUCCGCAACGCAAGCCGUUGCGCCGUCUGGCUUCAAUUCCAUUCCCCGCUACAUCUAUUCUUGGCUCUCCCAGAGUGAUGCAAACAACGCUGUUUCCGAUGGAAAGAAUGGCAAGUAUGCCUACCCACCUGGCUAUUCCACCGUCCAGAAACCCGGUCCUCGCUCCGGCGGUGAUCAGGGAGGCAAUCCUGCGCUCUGGGACGUUGCGUACACUCUCACGGUGACUGUCCAAAACACGGGCGAUCUCUUUGCCGGCAAGGCAUCCGCACAAGCAUACCUGGAGUUUCCGGAUAACGUCGCCUAUGACACGCCGAUUAUCCAGCUUCGGGAUUUUGAAAAAACGGAGGAAUUGGCUCCGGGGGCGUCUACGACGGUGACAUUGACGCUCACGAGGAAGGAUCUGAGUGUAUGGGAUGUGGUGGCCCAAGAUUGGACAGUUCCUGCGGUAGAUGGAGGGUACAAGGUGUGGAUUGGGGAGGCCAGCGAUAAUCUGAGUAUUGUGUGCCAUACCGAUACACUGAAGUGCGAGACUGGUGUCACUGGGCCGGUGUAG
Trichoderma atroviride IMI 206040 is the source of this 2673-nucleotide messenger RNA. NCBI's taxonomy places the organism in Eukaryota, Fungi, Ascomycota, Sordariomycetes, Hypocreales, Hypocreaceae. The record is from RefSeq and is a predicted model, not a curated record.